Molecule: messenger RNA, 750 nt
Organism: Ostrea edulis (European flat oyster)
Lineage: Eukaryota; Metazoa; Mollusca; Bivalvia; Ostreida; Ostreidae
Exons: 5
Coding region: 1-750 (249 amino acids)
Source: RefSeq, a predicted model, not a curated record
AUGGUUACUGGCAUGACAAAGGCAAUAAGUAUUAGAUUUGCAGAUCUUGGAGAUGAAGUGAAAUUUACAGAAAUUGCCAACUUUAGAAACUGGCCGAUGGAGGAAUUGAAAGACUAUGGAUGUGAUCAUGUUGAUGCUGUCACCAAUCGAUUUAAGGACACUUUAACUCAGCAAGGCGUGCAUGUAGAUGAUUUGCACGACCAGUGGUCCUUGCUUAAAACUCUUGUGCAAAACAAAUAUGGAAAUAAGCUGAACACUGUUAAGUGGACACAUGUUUGGUAUUGCUUUUCUGACAUGGGCAUCCAGGACAUUCUAACUGUUAUGGACUUACUGCGUACACUCCCUGCCACUUCUGUUGUCAAUGAGGCCUCCUUCAACCAGAUGAAAAUGACCAAGACAAACAGGAGACAGCGUUUGAGUAACAAGCACCUUGAUGAUUGCAUGGUUAUUCAGCUGGAGUCGACUGAUAUUUUGAACUUUGAUCCAACAGAAGCAAUUAAUAAAUGGAUGACAUCAAGUAAGCAGCCAAGAAGAUUGACCUACGCUAGAUCUACUUGCAACAAGAACAGCGAACAACAAGACGAAGACAUUAUGAUUCAGGAAGUGACACAGGAUGAGGAACCUAGGAAUACAACAGUUGCUGAAUCGGACCCUGAGACUGCAGAUGACUGUGACUACGAGACGGACUGUGACUCUGACAACGAACAGACAGAAGACUUUAAUGACAGAAUGGUAAAGGAGUUACAAUAA